This is a messenger RNA of Aspergillus alliaceus, 2457 nucleotides long. Its product is annotated as ABC1 kinase family protein. Gene Ontology annotation, biological process: protein phosphorylation. The record is from RefSeq and is a predicted model, not a curated record. The transcript is spliced from 3 exons. Lineage: Eukaryota; Fungi; Ascomycota; Eurotiomycetes; Eurotiales; Aspergillaceae. The coding region runs from base 104 to 2152 and encodes 682 amino acids. Gene Ontology annotation, cellular component: mitochondrion. Gene Ontology annotation, molecular function: protein kinase activity; ATP binding.
GACCGCGCGCGACCCAAACUUCGUCACCCUUCUUCCUGGAGCCAUAUCCUUGCCUCCCAAAUGAAUCCGCCAACGAUAGUUCAUUUGAAUUACGCUUGAGAACAUGAGGGCGGCCGUCCUCUUCGGCCGUUUCUGUUCCAGCCGUGGUGGAACUCCACAGCUAUUGUCCCGCUUCAUUUUGCCGUCUCGACUGUCGUCAUGCCGGCAAGGGCUUGGAUGGAGGUCCCGGAAGCGGAUACAAACACCAGGAACUUUAUUGCUCUCUUCCCUAACCCCAGGCGUCUUCUUGAAGUUGGCCCAGGAAGGUGAUGGGAAUGAAAUGACUGGUGAGAUGCAGAUGCUAGAAGUUUCACGCCAAGAAAUCCGAAAGAGCGUCACGGACGAUGCGCGGGGCUUCUCGAGACUUCAACAAUCCCUUUUCGUCUUUUGGUAUUACUACGUAUAUGAUCCAAUAGCUACGGGCUUUCGAUUUGCCCAUCUGGUGGUCGUCUUCUUGCCCGUCAUCCUCACUGUCCCAGCCGUAUGGUUUGGGAAGCGCAUCAAAGCGCGCAGCGAUGUGCGGAGGGGGAGGCUGUGGUGGUAUACUUUCCUGGUCAGGUCGAUGGAACGUGCAGGGCCGGCCUUCAUUAAGCUCGGACAAUGGGCGGCCUCACGUACUGAUAUCUUCCCCCCUGAAUUGUGCAAUAUUAUGUCGUCUCUCCAUUCGAAUGCCCCUGCACAUCCAUUGCAGGAAACUAAGAAAACCAUAUGCAGGGCCUUCAACGGGCUAUCGUUUGAGGAAAUUUUUGAGGAGUUCUAUGAAGAGCCUUUGGGGGUGGGAGCCAUUGCGCAAGUUUACAAGGCAAGACUUAAACCGAACUUGGCGACAUUCGAGGAUCAAGAAUCCACACUAGAACCACAGAGCUUACGAGGAAAAGUCCGAAAGAAUGUUGAUGUUUUGAUGAAAAGUACGCCUCAGCGAGUUCCUUCUUCCUAUGUAGCCGUCAAAGUGCUGCACCCUAAAGUCGAGGGUGUGAUCCGAAGGGAUUUGAAGAUCAUGUCUUUCUUCGCUUCAUUUAUCAAUGCUAUCCCUACUAUGCACUGGUUAUCCUUACCAGACGAAGUCCAUCAAUUUGGGGAGAUGAUGAAGCUCCAAUUAGACCUCCGCAUUGAGGCGAGUAACCUUGUCCUGUUCCGUGAAAAAUUUAGAGCGCGCACUACCGCUUGGUUUCCAUACCCCUACAUGGAUUACACAACCCGUGAGGUGCUUGUGGAAGAGUUCGCACAGGGCAUCCCUCUGUCAACCUUUCUUGACGUCGGAGGAGGUGUCUAUCAGCAAGAAAUUGCAAAUGAGGGCCUUGACGCUUUUCUCCACAUGCUACUGAUCGACAACUUUAUCCAUGCGGAUUUGCAUCCAGGUAAUAUUAUGGUUCGGUUUUACCAACCGAGCGAGCUGGGCCUUACCCUUCGCAAACAUACUCGGGCGUCCGAUGCGCCAACCGUGACAGAGGUCGAUGUAACGGAGACUGUACUGGCACGACUACGACCACAUGUCCAUAAUCCAAAAGAUUGGGAGAGGGCACUUGAGCAGUUAAAUGCGGAAGGCUAUCGCCCGCAACUUAUAUUCAUCGAUACUGGUUUAGUAACCCAGCUUAAUGAGACUAAUCGGAGAAACUUCCUUGACCUUUUUCGUGCGGUCGCAGAAUUUGAUGGGUAUAGAGCAGGUCAACUUAUGGUUGAACGUUGCCGUCAGCCAGAGCAGGUUAUUAACCCGGACAUUUUCGCACUGAAAAUGCAGCAUCUAGUCCUUAGCGUGAAGUCACGAACCUUCGCGCUUGGAAAUAUUAGUAUUGGAGAUGUGCUGAGUGAGGUACUAUCCAUGGUUCGGGGCUACCACGUUCGGCUUGAAGGAGACUUUGUUAACGUUGUCAUCUCGAUCCUUCUCCUCGAAGGUAUCGGACGGAGCCUUGACCCAAACCUGGACCUCUUCAAAAGUGCUCUCCCCAUUCUGCGGAAGCUCGGAUCCAAAACCACUUUCUUAAAGUCUGUCCGAUCGGGCGACACUUCCAUGCUUCGCGUCUGGGUUGGACUUGAAGCGCGUGGAUUGCUGCAGGCCAGUAUCGAGACCGUCGAACUCUGCGUCAAGUCUGAUAUGUUGUCUCCGAAUAUAUAGGAAGGGAACAGGGAGGGAUUGCUAACUCAAGCUUCAGUCAGAAUGCUCUGGGCCGGCACUUGGGAGAAUAGAGCUGACUCAUGGAUAACAUGGUUUCGGAACUGCAAGAAAAAAUUUCAUCGAUAUGCUACCGGGGAAUUGCUUUGGCUCUUAUGUACAGUGUAUACACAUAUUAAAGCUUAAUCAAUAGUAGACCAUGGAGACAUAUUUUCUCAAUUGCGCUAUAAUAUUGUCUUAUAUAGAACACAUGGCUACAGCCGUUGAUAUACGGAAUAACAGCUCAGUUAGUAAGAGGCCACUCUGGC